AAUAGGAUCGCGGGACUCUGUUGACGUCAUAUCUGUGCACCCAACAGAGCACUCCGCUGUAGUCUGUCGGAGCAGAAAAAAAACAGAGGGCUUCGUCUGUUAUUCAUUCAAAAAUAGUUGCCUAAUCAUCCAUCAGGAAUAAUACCGUCAAAUGAGAGACAGUGUCUGUUUUAGUGGGGGGAUUAACCAUCCGAAACCGAUCGGCUCUGUCUGCGUGAAAUAGGGAAUGAACGACGAGACAGCAUCGGACAGCUGGAAGAGAAUCUCCGGGUGCUCCAGUAUUGAGCAAAUGCUGGCUGUGAAUCCCGGAAAGACGCCCAUCAGUCUGCUGCAGGAGUAUGGAACGCGGAUAGGCAAGACCCCAGUGUAUGACCUGCUGAAGGCUGAGGGACAGGCUCACCAGCCCAACUUCACGUUCCGCGUCUCCGUCGGAGAGAUCAGCUGCACCGGCCAAGGGCCCAGCAAGAAGGCAGCCAAGCACAAAGCAGCCGAGGCUGCUCUGAAGAUGCUCAAAGGAGGCCCAGGAGGUCCUGCUGGAGUUGGUGUUGGAGUUGACGGGUUUAUUGGGGUUGAAGUGUCUACUGAUGGAGAUGGUUCCCAGUCAGAAAUGAAGACCUCAGGUAGUUCUCAGCAGUCUGAAUGUAACCCUGUGGGGGCUCUGCAGGAAUUAGUGGUGCAGAAAGGAUGGCGUUUGCCAGAGUACACUGUCACUCAGGAGUCUGGUCCUGCACAUCGCAAAGAGUUCACCAUGACCUGCAGAGUCGAGAGAUUUGUGGAAAUUGGAAGUGGAACCUCCAAGAAGCUAGCCAAGAGAAACGCAGCAGCAAAGAUGUUAUCACGAAUACAUGACGUCCCAGUCGACCUGAGGACAAGCAAUGACGCUGACACAGAAGAAGACACGUUCAACAUUCACAUGGGGAACAGAGCAGAGUCAGGUAAAAAUAAAGGCUUCAGCUGCACGUGGGACUCUCUGAGAAACUCAGCAGGAGAGAAGAUCCUGCAGCUCCGUACUCAUCCUCUUGGCAUGCCCUCUGACUCCAACUUCUGCUCCCUGCUGAGCGACCUGUCUGCAGAGCAGCGCUUUGAUGUCAGCUACCUGGAUCUAGAAGAGCGCAGUCUCAGUGGCCUGUGUCAGUGUCUAGUAGAGCUUUCCACGCAGCCAAUCACAGUGUGCCACGGCUUCGCUCCGAGCAUAGACGCCGCUCGGGCUAAUGCGGCACACAAUGCACUGCAGUACCUCAAAAUCAUGGCAGGAGGGAAGUGAUGUCAUCUGCCUCUUCAAAGACUGGCCUCAACAGUGCAAGGAUACGUUUCACUUUGGACGAAGGAGGCACUUUUAUGAUGGAUUUAAAUCACAGGAAUUACCUCAAAUUAGGAAAUCAAGACUUUUUUCUGAACCCCUUGGAGCCAUUUUUGGUUUUCCUACUGUUGCCAAGAAGAUUUAGUUCCCCAAAAACUCACAAACACUGUAAUUUUUCUUCAAAGCAUUUUUGUCUUUUGUCUGCCCAACUUUCACAUGCAGCGUCUUUUCCCUAGAAUCUUAGCUUUAGAGAGCCCUUUUCAUAUAAUCUAGACAUGCUGCUCUUGCAUUGAGUCCCUGAAAAAAUGCAGACAAAUUCUGAUGCUACAAAAAGAUCAAAAAGGUUUGUAGAAAUUGGACUACGGAAUUCGUUACUUAUCGGUGCUUUGUUUAAUCCCUGUUCGGAUGGAUGAAGAAGAGACCAAAUUUGAAGCCAUGCACCAAACCGUGGAGAGAAAGAGACUCUGCUGCAUUGAUCCCUGAGGAUAAUCAAGUUAAAGACUGCCCUGUUUCCAGAUGAGCUUCUACGAGGAUGGAAAAUGUGUAUUUUUUUUUUUUUGCAUUUCCACUGUGGCCCCAAAAAUUUGAACUGUUUGUCUCCAUGACGUUCUUCAUGUUGAGUCUGAAGACAUAAUUUUUUGCCAUUUUUCCCUCUUACUUGAAAUCUCAGCUCUUAACAGCUGCAACUUAGCAUACUGUCCGUUUUUGACUAAAUUGAUUGAAUGAGGUUUGAAAAUUUGGACACAACCCCUCACUUAUCAUGUUUCUCCUCCUGAAGUUGAAAUGGAGAGAAGAAUCAGUGGACUGUGAGGGGAAAAAAAGGUUUUGAUUUGCUGUAGCAUUACGUGCAGCGUAGGCCCCUUUUAUGAACUUCUUUUGCAAAUCUGCCUUAUGUCAAGUGUUCCUUUUCUCAUAUUUACAAACACUUAGAUGAAAAAUAGUUGUACUUAGAGUUUUAAUGUUAGUAGAGUAUAGCUGAAAAUACUCUACAACAUAACAAAAACAUCUAAUAUCCCAGUUUUGCUCCUAUUUGCUCCUAAUCGUGGAAAUAACAAUGAAGUGUAACUUUCACAGUUUGACCUUUUGCCAUCGUCUUCUAUUUCACGUCUUUUAUUACACAGUCUUUACAUGAGAUGCUCCAUAAACCAAUUUCAUUGAUCAUCACAGAUCAAUUUCUGCCUCUGAUAAAACAUGUUCCUUAUUUUAUUCUUCUUAAAACUCAACCUUCAGCUUUUGAUAUCAUUGUACACCCUAGAUAAUAGUGUUUCCUCAGAUUAUGCAUCUACCUCUACUGUCUUGUUGGUAAGGAUUCACAACUGUAUUGUCAUAUCAGUGGAUUGCCUGCCUUGCCCUCAUCUGGAGUAAGUAUUUAAAAUAGUUGAACAGUUUGCACUACUUGAAUCAAUAAUGUCCUUUGCACACUGCCAGCUCACCGUGUCUCAAUAUAUCGACUCCCUCUCCCUCUGCUAUCUCCUGUUCAGUACAGUGUCUUUCAUGUCAUCUUGUUCAUCUGAUUACUGAAAACAUUGACCUAACUCCUGUUUUUUCUCUUUGUGGAAUUAAGGUGCUAAAUUCAGCACACAUGAGAACAAUGUCUCUGUUGUGGUAGAAAAUGUCUCCCAGUUUGAGAAAAUCAAUAAAGCAAAAUGUGAAACUGA
Messenger RNA from Notolabrus celidotus (New Zealand spotty), 2958 nucleotides. It is a transcript of the gene tarbp2, whose product is annotated as TAR (HIV) RNA binding protein 2. The transcript has 7 exons. Lineage: Eukaryota; Metazoa; Chordata; Actinopteri; Labriformes; Labridae. The record is from RefSeq and is a predicted model, not a curated record. Bases 227 to 1264 code for a protein of 345 amino acids. Gene Ontology annotation, cellular component: RISC-loading complex. Gene Ontology annotation, molecular function: siRNA binding; pre-miRNA binding; double-stranded RNA binding. Gene Ontology annotation, biological process: regulation of siRNA processing; regulation of viral transcription; regulation of miRNA processing.